Messenger RNA from Erigeron canadensis, 1212 nucleotides. Its product is annotated as dehydrogenase/reductase SDR family member 12. The record is from RefSeq and is a predicted model, not a curated record. Lineage: Eukaryota; Viridiplantae; Streptophyta; Magnoliopsida; Asterales; Asteraceae. The transcript is spliced from 10 exons. The coding region runs from base 10 to 1062 and encodes 350 amino acids.
CAAAAGCAAAUGCAAUCCACAACAUCAAAACCAACAAUUUCGCUACGCAUUAACGUUCGAAUCUCGCUUGGAUUACUUGCAAUGUUCCUCGUCAAGGCAUGGAGAGCAACUGCUUUCGGUGUUUAUGGGUAUCUUAAUUUCACAAAAUCUGGCUUCUUAGAACACUCAAAAAGUUUCAAUCCAGAGGAUGUGGCAAGACGAAUCGAUGGAAAGAAUUGCAUAGUAACCGGAGCUAACUCUGGGAUUGGUUAUGCCACUGCCCAUGGUCUUGCAUCCAGAGGAGCAACUGUCUAUAUGGUCUGUCGAAAUAAGGAAAGGGGUGAAGUUGCUGUCUCAGAUAUUCAAGCAGCCACCGGUAACCAAAAAGUUUACUUAGAGGUCUGCGAUCUAUCUUCUGUCAAUGAGAUCAAGUCUUUUACUUCCAGAUUCAGGACAAAGGAUGUUCCCAUUCAUGUGCUGGUGAACAAUGCUGGUUUACUUGAGAACAAGAGAGUAACGACAUCAGAAGGGUACGAAAUGAAUUUCGCUGUGAACGUACUAGGGACUUACAGCAUGACAGAACUGAUGCUUCCCUUGCUUGAGAAAUCUCAGCCUGAUGCUCGUGUCAUUACAGUAUCCUCAGGCGGAAUGUAUACAUCUCCUUUGACCACAGAUUUACAGGUGCAUAGAGAUUCUCAGUUUGACAGGGGUGAAUUUAACGGGGCCGAACAAUAUGUUCGCAACAAACGAGUACAGGUAGCAUUGACAGAAAAAUGGGCUGAAAAAUAUGGCGACAAAGGGAUUGGGUUCUAUGUGAUGCACCCUGGAUGGGCUGAAACACCAGGAGUCACCAAGAGUUUGCCUAGCUUUUCAGAAUCGUUGAAAGGGAAACUAAGGACGAGCAACGAAGGUGCAGAUACUGUUAUUUGGUUGGCCUUGCAACCUAAAGAAAAGCUAGUAUCGGGUGGCUUUUACUUUGACAGAGCUGAAGCUCCAAAACAUUUAGCAUUUUCUGCAACUAAAAAAUCCCACAGUGCCAUCAAUUCCAUUAUAGAUACUCUUAACUCGUUUGGUAAUUUUUAGAUUUGGUUUUUUUUUUUUAAGCUUUUUUAACUUCUCAAGAUUGAGGCAUAAAGAUUAGUGUAUACUGGGCUCAGAUAGAUAAAGGAAAUUUGCAUGUUGUCCGUGUAUUAUUACAUUUGACAAAUAAUUUGAUGAUGCGUUUUCUUGUUU